CUAGGAGAGUAGGGGGAAAGUAGAGAAGUGAGGCAAAUGACGGACAUGGAUCUGCGCCACAAGCUCAACAAAGAACACGAAGGUCGCCGCAGGAUGCAGCCACAACAAACCUUCAGGCGCCCGGGCCAGGACCAAGCACAAGAGGGCAAUUCUAACCCCAAUUCAGGUAUGUUGUGCUACAAUUGCCAUCAAUCUGGCCACCACAGAUCUCAGUGCCCAAACCCAUCGUUUUGCUAUGGUUGCAAACAGACUGGCCACAUAUCAUCUAAAUGCCCAAUAGCCAAAGCAAACAAGGGAUUGAAGCUCUGUGGUUUUGGAAUGCCUGGUCAGUUGUUUUAUAGCCUGAACAUCACGGAGAAAAAAAGAGUUGAGUCAGUAGAGGUGGGGAAAUAGUUAAGAGCCAUAGUGACUGUCACUGAAGGCAGAGGGACAAGAUUCAGAAUUUCAAAGGAGUUGAACUAUUUGGUGGGGUCUGAGGUUGACUGGCAAGUCAAAAGAAUGUCCACAAACGAGUUCAUGAUCACUGUGCCGUCAGUCCAAUCCUCACCCUGCUACAAAGAAUGGGAACAAUCAAAUUCACAUGCUUUGAUAUCUAGGCCACGGUACAGGAGACAGAUAGGGACCCUGAGUCCUUUCAUAUGUUACAAACAAUUUGGGUGAAAGCUGAAGGGAUACCUAAGAUUGCAAAAAAAGAAACACAUGUCAUGGAGCUUGCCUAUUUGGUGGGGGAUCCUGAAGAAGUGUUCUUGGACUCACUAGAUUGGAAAGAGGUCUGGAUUAAAGUGUCUUGCAAGGACCCGAAGAAAAUUGCUGGCACAUCAGAGGUGUACAUCAACAAGCAAGGGCACAAAAUCACCUGGACAGUUGCUGAAAAAGGCCCAACAAAAAUGCAGAAACCAGCGGAUGUGAUCAGAAAUAAUGAUGAUGAUGCAACGGACGAGGAUGAGCCGGAAUCCCAAGAUAGUUAUGGGCAACUUGACAGUGAUUGGCUGAAAUCCGGUACCCCCUCCCCUGGGGGGAAGAACGAAUACUACAAAGAAAACAGAAUCUACCAGCCAGACGAGAGUGGAAAGAAACACUACCAAGUUGUGCAAGUUAUGUCGAGUGAGAUGACAGUAGAGUUAUUUGAUACACCCAGUCCAGGGGGCUCAGGCAAAAAAGGAAGCCCCUACCUAGUUCACUCCGCUGAUGACACAAAGCAAAUGCAGGAGUCUGAAAUUGGGCAGGACUUUAUCAUAGGGCUGGUGAGGCAUGCACUAGAUACAGAUCAACGGGCUCCUCCAGAAGGUUCACAGAUGAAGGGAGUUCAACACCAACCGACUAAAGCCUCUCGAUGGAGUCAAAGGGCACCCAGGACAGGGACGCCGGUUGAAGCACUACUGGAGCGCAGGAAGAAGGAUCAGAACCUCCAAAACACAGGUGCUCUUUGGACGCUAUGGAAAACAAGAAAUGAUCUCAUCUUCAAUGCCAAGAUUGAGCUGGCACCGGUGGUGGUGAUUCACAAAACCAUCGCAUUACUAACGCAUUGGAAGAUCCUUCUAAAGAAGAAAGACCAAGCCAAGAUGGAGCUUAUGAUCGGAGAGAUGUCAGCGAGUGCGCUGUCAAUUUAGUUCGCAUCUAUUUCUACUUCGUUUUGGUUGUGCCGUCUAGGACUUGGCUGUCGUAGCUUUAGAGUAGAACUGGCUCGGUAGAGGUAUCAUCCAUUUUGCACUUUAUGCUACUCUGUUGCCCUGUGCCAGGGGGGCGUCCGAGUGCCCUCUCGUUCUUUUGUAAAACCGGUCUCCACGGUAAUGUCGAUCAUUGUAAAGACGCGAUACGCUUUCAAUAUAAAGUUGGGCGCCUUUGCCUUUGGUCGAAAAAAA
Panicum virgatum (switchgrass) is the source of this 1862-nucleotide messenger RNA. RefSeq lists its product as uncharacterized. The transcript is spliced from 3 exons. The coding region runs from base 639 to 1610 and encodes 323 amino acids. Lineage: Eukaryota; Viridiplantae; Streptophyta; Magnoliopsida; Poales; Poaceae. The record is from RefSeq and is a predicted model, not a curated record.